AUGGCGAAGUUCCACGCCCCUGAGAUUCAGGACAAUCCCUCAGGAUGGGGUCCUUGUGCUGUCCCUGAGAAGUUUAAGGACAUGCCCUACCAGCCCUUCAGCAAAGGAGACCGUCUGGGAAAGGUUGGUCUUCCUCUGCUGCCUCACACUUUUAAUUAUGAACAGCAGUUUGUCCUGCUUCAAGAGGAGGAAAUUAGGCUGACUGAUCUACUUUAUUCUGUCCAUCUGUGCAGGUAGCUGAUUGGACUGGAGCAACCUACCAGGACAAGAGAUACACAAGUGGGUUAAAUUGAAUUGUAGGAUUCAUAAUAACAACAUGAUAUGGUGUGAACAUAAUCCAGAAUAUCUUGCCUAUUCUAAAUGUCUAUAUUCAAUAUUUAUUUAUUUUCUGGUAUUUCAGACCAUGGAUGCCAUAAUUUGACGUUUGGUUGAUUGUUUUGACAGACAAGUACUCAUCUCAGUUUGGGGGUGGUAGUCAGUAUGCCUAUUUCCAUGAGGAGGACGAGACGAGCUUCCAGCUGGUGGACACUGCCAAGACGCAGAAGACUGCCUACCAGAGGAACCGCAUGAGGUUUGCUCAGGUACAAGACUAACCUGCUCGACCACACACACAGUACCCCAAAAAUGCUUUUCUGUGUCACCUAUAACAGGAUGGUGUUUUUUUCUGUUUUUACAGAGGAAUCUGCGCAGGGACAAGGACCGCAGGAACCUGACCCAGUUCAAUAUGCAGACCCUGCCGAAGAGUGCCAAGCAGAAGGAGAGGUGAGCUGCAUGCAGUUGUUUAGCCAAUCCACUGCUAAUGUGACAUUCUAAAACUCAUGUCGUUGUCUGGUUUUCUCUAUACCUCUGUCUAAUCUAAUGUGGCUCUGUCCAGGGAUCGCAUGCGUCUACAGAAAAAGUUCCAGAAGCAGUUUGGUGUCCGUCAGAAGUGGGACCAGAAAUCCCAGGUAUGGGAAGAUCAACGAUGAAUGUGGACUGUUUUAUCAGUGCACCUUCUGACAUCUGAAGCAUAUUGUGAUACUCCUCAGAUAACGUCUGAUGUAGUCGUAUAAAUUUUCUGGCAACAGUCUUCCCAAACACCUGCUAACGCUACCAUACGUGCCUGUCUCUCCUCCUUUCCCUUUCCCCCUUACCCCCCUUUCCUUUCCCCCCUCAUACCUUUCAUUUCAAGGCCCAGUUGAAGCCCCGGGACUCGUCGGUGGAGGUCCGGAGUGACUGGGAGGUGAAGGAGGAGAUGGACUUCCCCAGGCUGAUGAAGAUGAGAUACAUGGAGGUGGAGGACCCCACUGACAUGUGAGUGACUUAUCAACACUGCAUCUGUGCUCAAUCCAGGGGAGAACGACUGCCCCCUCGCAUUGAGGAUUUCAAGUUGAAGGCCGACCGCGGUACUGCAGGCAAUGUUUCCAGAAAACAGGAUCCCCGUUAUAGUGAAUGGGGAAAUGGCGAUCUUCGUGGUCAAUAUUUGUGGAUAUACAAAAAAAACGAAAACGAAAAAUAUUCAUGGUACCAAUAAUGGCUUCUAUUUCACCAGAUGUAUGUCCUUGAACCGAUUUACUUUAAAAUCACACACGGACGAAGUUAUAAGAAUAAUCUAGUUGCUAAUGGCAGCCUGCAGUACCUCUGUCGGCCUUCAACUUACAUUUACAUUUACAUUUUAGUCAUUUAGCAGACGCUCUUAUCCAGAGCGACUUACAGUUAGUGAAUACAUAUUUUUUUAUACUGGCCCCCCGUGGGAAUCGAACCCACAACCCUGGCGUUGCAAACGCCAUGCUCUAUCAACUGAGCUACAUCCCUGCCGGCCAUUCCCUCCCCUACCCUGGACGACGCUGGGCCAAUUGUGCGCCGCCCAUGAGUCUCCCGGUCGCGGCCGGCUGCGACAGAGCCUGGAUUCGAACCAGGAUCUCUAGUGGCACAGUUAGCACUGCGAUGCAGUGCCUUAGACCACUGCGCCACUCAGAACUUGAUAUACUCCAUGAGAGGGGGCAGCAUUGAGCUAGCCUUCAACGUCGCUUCAUAGAGUAGGUCAAACUGCGCAUGCAAUGUUUCCAAAAACUCCUCCAUGUAAAAAGAUGGCGACACGCUGAAAUGACACUUCCUGAUCAUCGACCACUGAGCAAUCUCAUAUGAAACAAUGGGGUGACGUCAUCGAUGGCUUUGUCCAUAUUUUUUACAGUCUAUGGCUCAAUCACACAGUUCAGAACAAAACCCACAGUCUGAAUAACAUGUUCAAGCUGCUUUUCAGCUGCAAUCAGUCAGUUUUUUCCCUUUUAUUAUAUCCACGUAAAGUCAAUAGAUGUUCUUUCUCCCUCAGUGAGUGCUGUGGUGCGUUGGAGUACUACGACAAGGCCUUUGACCGCGUCACCACUCGCAACGAGAAGCCUCUCAAGAGCAUCAAGAGGAUCUUCCACACAGUGACCACCACCGACGACCCUGUCAUCCGCAAGGUACACACUCUCAAUUCCACACAUGUACAGCACUGUGCCAGGUACAAUAAGCCAGAGCAACAUAUUAUUGAUUCAGUCCUUUUGUUGUUUUGUCUGCACAUUCUUGUUCAGAACAAAUGGUUUCACACAUUUCAGAAACAAAAACAUGGUUAUUACAAUGUCCACUGCCCUGUAGACUGUGUUCUCUGAUCUAAAUCCUUCCCUAUACCCUCCUCUCUACAGUUGGCUAAGACCCAGGGCAACGUGUUUGCCACCGAUGCCAUUCUGGCCACCCUGAUGUGCUGCACGCGCUCAGUCAACUCCUGGGACAUCAUUGUGCAGAGAGUGGGCAACAAGCUCUUCUUUGACAAGAGGGACAACUCUGACUUUGGUGAGGCUUUCUCAAGUAAAUCUAUUCAACUGUUGGUCCGUCUGACUGGUCAAGGACUUCUUGUUUACUAGUGAAUCAGUAGUUAUACCUAAUAUCCAACUCAAUAAUAUUUCAAUCUUCUUGUCAUCAUAAUGCCAAUGUUUAGGGGUGCUUUUGUUUUUUUUGGCUCAUCGAACCAUUUGUAAAUGUUCAUGUCAGAUCUGUUGACGGUGAGUGAGACUGCCAACGAGCCACCACAGGACGAGGGCAACUCCUUCAACUCGCCCCGUAACCUGGCCAUGGAGGCUACCUACAUCAACCAUAACUUCAGCCAGCAGUGUCUGCGCAUGGUAAGACCACAACUAUACACCAAUGGACAUGUCUAGUGCCAUUCCUUCAAUGUGAGUGUGAUGUGGAAAGAGACCAUGCUUUUAUGCCAUUGUAAAAAUACAUCUUAUUUGGAUGUUAAUUAUUUUAAAGUUCAGAGAGUUCUAGUAUGAUGACGUGUCUUUGUUUUUCCCUCAGGGCGGGGAGAGGCACAAGUUCCCUAACCCCAACCCAUUUGUAGAGGAGGACAUAGACAAGAGUGAGGUGGCCUCUGUUGCCUACAGGUGGGUACUGACCCCUGCUCUCAUGCUGCUCUCUCAGUACUGCAGACCGUCUGAGCAGUCAGUCUAUACACAGUUACUUCAUUUACAUCUGUAAGAAGACAUUUUUUUUGUAGGUACUCCUGUUUUUAAAUGGAUCCAUGUAAUCUGUGUCCUGCAGGACUCUAUACUCUGGGUUAGUGGUGAGGGGUGUCGCUGUGUAGACCUGUAAACUCACCUGUGUUUGUGUCUCAGGUACCGCCGCUGGAAGCUGGGGGAGGACAUUGACCUGAUUGUACGCUGUGAGCAUGAUGGAGUGAUGACUGGGGCCAACGGAGAGGUGUCCUUCAUCAAUGUCAAGACCCUUAACGAGUGGGACUCCAGGGUAAGAGGCCAGUAAUAGAUAUUUGAUGCUAUCACUGGGGAUGAAAUGCAGUGUUAACCUCCCCUCUAAUGGUUAAUGGUGUUGUUGAAUGUUUUGUUCUUGUCUUUAGCACUGUAAUGGAGUGGACUGGCGUCAGAAGCUGGACUCUCAGAGAGGAGCUGUUCUGGCCACUGAGCUAAAGAACAACAGCUACAAACUGGCCCGCUGGACCUGCUGUGCCAUGCUGGCUGGGUCUGAGUACCUCAAGCUAGGGUCAGUACCCUCCCCCCACACACACAUACACACACAUACACACAGGUAGAGUGCAACUAUACUGUACACAUAAACUGUUUUUCCCCUUCAAAUGUCUAUAAAUUCACUUGGUUAUCAGUUGAAUUUGACCCUGCUGGUCCUCUGAACGUUUGAACAUCUUGAAGAACAAUCUCGUCUUAAUGGCCAUGUACUCUUAUAAUCUUCACCCGGCACAGCCAGAAGAGGACUGGCCACCCCUCAGAGCCUGGUUCCUCUCUAGGUUCCUGCCUAGUUUUUCCUAGCCACCCUGAUUCUGCAUUGCUUGCUGUUUGGGGUUUUAGGCUGGGUUUCUGUAUAAGCACUUUGUGAAAUCUGCUGAUGUAAAAAGGGCUUUAUAAAUACAUUUGAUUGAAUAGCUCGGUACAUCCUCUGUUGUAAAACAAUUCAACCAACCUCCAUCAGUUAAAUCCCCCCUCCCUCCCAUGUCUCCAGGUACGUGUCUCGUUACCACGCGAAGGACUCUGCACGCCACGUGGUCCUGGGCACCCAGCAGUUCCAGCCCACUGAGUUUGCCAGCCAGAUCAACUUGAGCAUGGAGAACGCCUGGGGCAUCCUGCGCUGUGUCAUCGACAUCUGCCGCAAGCUGGAGGAGGGCAAGUACCUCAUCCUCAAGGACCCCAACAAGGUGAGCCCGGGACUGCUGAGCCUCUGUGAUGCUUGACCACGGAGCAGAGCAUACCCUUGACUGUUUCUGUAGAGAGCUGCCAAUGACUUGAAAGACUAGUAUUCAAAAGACUAGUACUUGUCUCCGAGCAACUUGUAGUAGUUGAUUUCCCCCAUUGUCUGACACCGUGUCUGCACACAGAGCCCUAUAAAUGUUAGUGUUCCUUACAGUGUGAGUCAAUAUCAUCAUCUUGUGUUUGUGUGCUUUUGCCAACAGCAAGUGAUCCGCGUGUAUAGCUUGCCUGACGGGACCUUCAGCUCAGAUGAAGAUGAGGAAGAUGAUGAUGAUGAUGAAGAUGAGGAGGAGGAGGAAGGUGAGGACUGCCACCUUACACUACGCGGUAGCUGUACAGUGUUUACAGUGCAUUAGGAAAGUAUUCAGACCCCUUGCCUUUUUCCAAAUUUUGUUACGUUACAGCCUUGUUCUAAAAUGGAUUAAAUUGUUAGUUUUUUUAUCCUCAUCUACACACAAUACCCCACAAUGCCAAAGUGAAAACAGUUUCAUUUAAAUUUUUUGCAAAUGUAUUACUAAUAAAAAAACGGAUACCUUUUUUUAUUUGCUGUGAGGCUCGGGUGCAUCCUGUUUCCAUUGAUCAUCCUUGAGAUGUUUCUACAACUUGAUUGGAGUCCACCUGUGGUAAAUUCAACUGUUUGGACAUGAUUUGAAAGGCACACACCUGUCUAUAUAAGGUCCCACAGUUGACAGUGCAUGUCAGAGCAAAAACCAAGCCAUGAUGUUGAAGGAAUUGUCCGUAGAGCGCCGAGGCAGGAUUGUGUUGCGGCACAGAUCUGGGGAAGGGUACCAAAAAAUGUAUGCAGCAUUGAAGGUUCCCAAGAACACAGUGGCCUCCAUCAUUCUUAAAUGGAAGAAGUUUGGAACCACAAAGACUCUUCCUAGUGCUGGCCGCCCGGCCAAACUGAGCAAUUGGGGGCGAUGGUCACUCUGACAGAGCUCCUCUGUGGAGAUGGGUGAACCUUCCAGAAGGACAACCAUCUCUGCAGCUCUCCACCAAUCAGGCCGUUAUGGUAGAGUUUCCAGACGGAAGCCACUCCUCAGUAAAAGGCACAUGACAGCCGGCUUGGAGUUUGCCAAAAGGCACCUAAAGGACUCUCAGACCAUGAGAAACAAGAUUCUCUGGUCUGAUGAAACCAAGACUGAACUCUUUGGCCUGAAUGGCAAGCGUCACGUCUGGAGGAAACCAGGCACCGCUCAUCACCUGGCCAAUACCAUCCCUACGGUGAAGCAUGGUGGUGGCAGCAUGCUGUAGAGAUGUUUUUCAGCAGCAGGGACUGGGAGACUAGUCCGGAUCGAGGGAAAGAUGAACGGAGCAAAGUACAGAGAGAUCCUUGAUGAAAACCUGCUCCAGUGCCCUCAGGACCUCAGACUGGGGUGAAUGUUCACCUUCCAACAGGACAACGACCCUAAGCACACAGCCAAGACAACACAGGAGUGGCUUCGGGACAAGUCUCUGAAUGUCCUUGAGUGGCCCAGCCAGAGCCCGGACUUGAAACCGAUCAAACAUCUCUGGAGAGACCUGAAAAUAGCAGUGCAGCGACGCUCCCCAUCCAACCUGACAGAGCUUGAGAGGAUCUGCAGAGAAGAAUGGGAGAAACUCCCCAAAUCCAAGUGUGCCAAGCUUGUAGCGUCAUACCCAAGAAGACUCGAGGCUGUAAUCGCUGCCAAAGGUGCUUCAACAAAGUACUGAGUGAAGGGUCUGAAUACUUAUGUAAAUGUGAUAGGCAAUCUCAUAUGAACAAUGGGGACGUCAUCGAUGGCUUUGUCCAUAUUUUUACAGUCUAUGGCUCAAUCACACAGUUCAGAACAAAAACCCACAGUCUGAAUAACAUGUUCAAGUGGCUUUUCAGCUGCAAUCAGUCAGUUUUUUCCCCUUUUAUUAUAUCCACGUAAAGUCAAUAGAUGUUCUUUCUCCCUCAGUGAGUGCUGUGGUGCGUUGGAGUACUACGACAAGGCCUUUGACCGCGUCACCACUCGCAACGAGAAGCCUCUCAAGAGCAUCAAGAGGAUCUUCCACACAGUGACCACCACCGACGACCCUGUCAUCCGCAAGGUACACACUCUCAAUUCCACACAUGUACAGCACUGUGCCAGGUACAAUAAGCCAGAGCAACAUAUUAUUGAUUCAGUCCUUUUGUUGUUUUGUCUGCACAUUCUUGUUCAGAACAAAUGGUUUCACACAUUUCAGAAACAAAAACAUGGUUAUUACAAUGUCCACUGCCCUGUAGACUGUGUUCUCUGAUCUAAAUCCUUCCCUAUACCCUCCUCUCUACAGUUGGCUAAGACCCAGGGCAACGUGUUUGCCACCGAUGCCAUUCUGGCCACCCUGAUGUGCUGCACGCGCUCAGUCAACUCCUGGGACAUCAUUGUGCAGAGAGUGGGCAACAAGCUCUUCUUUGACAAGAGGGACAACUCUGACUUUGGUGAGGCUUUCUCAAGUAAAUCUAUUCAAACUGUUGGUCCGUCUGACUGGUCAAGGACUUCUUGUUUACUAGUGAAUCAGUAGUUAUACCUAAUAUCCAACUCAAUAAUAUUUCAAUCUUCUUGUCAUCAUAAUGCCAAUGUUUAGGGGUGCUUUUGUUUUUUUUGGCUCAUCGAACCAUUUGUAAAUGUUCAUGUCAGAUCUGUUGACGGUGAGUGAGACUGCCAACGAGCCACCACAGGACGAGGGCAACUCCUUCAACUCGCCCCGUAACCUGGCCAUGGAGGCUACCUACAUCAACCAUAACUUCAGCCAGCAGUGUCUGCGCAUGGUAAGACCACAACUAUACACCAAUGGACAUGUCUAGUGCCAUUCCUUCAAUGUGAGUGUGAUGUGGAAAGAGACCAUGCUUUUAUGCCAUUGUAAAAAUACAUCUUAUUUGGAUGUUAAUUAUUUUAAAGUUCAGAGAGUUCUAGUAUGAUGACGUGUCUUUGUUUUUCCCUCAGGGCGGGGAGAGGCACAAGUUCCCUAACCCCAACCCAUUGUAGAGGAGGACAUAGACAAGAGUGAGGUGGCCUCUGUUGCCUACAGGUGGGUACUGACCCCUGCUCUCAUGCUGCUCUCUCAGUACUGCAGACCGUCUGAGCAGUCAGUCUAUACACAGUUACUUCAUUUACAUCUGUAAGAAGACAUUUUUUUUGUAGGUACUCCUGUUUUUAAAUGGAUCCAUGUAAUCUGUGUCCUGCAGGACUCUAUACUCUGGGUUAGUGGUGAGGGGUGUCGCUGUGUAGACCUGUAAACUCACCUGUGUUUGUGUCUCAGGUACCGCCGCUGGAAGCUGGGGGAGGACAUUGACCUGAUUGUACGCUGUGAGCAUGAUGGAGUGAUGACUGGGGCCAACGGAGAGGUGUCCUUCAUCAAUGUCAAGACCCUUAACGAGUGGGACUCCAGGGUAAGAGGCCAGUAAUAGAUAUUUGAUGCUAUCACUGGGGAUGAAAUGCAGUGUUAACCUCCCCUCUAAUGGUUAAUGGUGUUGUUGAAUGUUUUGUUCUUGUCUUUAGCACUGUAAUGGAGUGGACUGGCGUCAGAAGCUGGACUCUCAGAGAGGAGCUGUUCUGGCCACUGAGCUAAAGAACAACAGCUACAAACUGGCCCGCUGGACCUGCUGUGCCAUGCUGGCUGGGUCUGAGUACCUCAAGCUAGGGUCAGUACCCUCCCCCCACACACACAUACACACACAUACACACAGGUAGAGUGCAACUAUACUGUACACAUAAACUGUUUUUCCCCUUCAAAUGUCUAUAAAUUCACUUGGUUAUCAGUUGAAUUUGACCCUGCUGGUCCUCUGAACGUUUGAACAUCUUGAAGAACAAUCUCGUCUUAAUGGCCAUGUACUCUUAUAAUCUUCACCCGGCACAGCCAGAAGAGGACUGGCCACCCCUCAGAGCCUGGUUCCUCUCUAGGUUCCUGCCUAGUUUUUCCUAGCCACCCUGAUUCUGCAUUGCUUGCUGUUUGGGGUUUUAGGCUGGGUUUCUGUAUAAGCACUUUGUGAAAUCUGCUGAUGUAAAAAGGGCUUUAUAAAUACAUUUGAUUGAAUAGCUCGGUACAUCCUCUGUUGUAAAACAAUUCAACCAACCUCCAUCAGUUAAAUCCCCCCUCCCUCCCAUGUCUCCAGGUACGUGUCUCGUUACCACGCGAAGGACUCUGCACGCCACGUGGUCCUGGGCACCCAGCAGUUCCAGCCCACUGAGUUUGCCAGCCAGAUCAACUUGAGCAUGGAGAACGCCUGGGGCAUCCUGCGCUGUGUCAUCGACAUCUGCCGCAAGCUGGAGGAGGGCAAGUACCUCAUCCUCAAGGACCCCAACAAGGUGAGCCCGGGACUGCUGAGCCUCUGUGAUGCUUGACCACGGAGCAGAGCAUACCCUUGACUGUUUCUGUAGAGAGCUGCCAAUGACUUGAAAGACUAGUAUUCAAAAGACUAGUACUUGUCUCCGAGCAACUUGUAGUAGUUGAUUUCCCCCAUUGUCUGACACCGUGUCUGCACACAGAGCCCUAUAAAUGUUAGUGUUCCUUACAGUGUGAGUCAAUAUCAUCAUCUUGUGUUUGUGUGCUUUUGCCAACAGCAAGUGAUCCGCGUGUAUAGCUUGCCUGACGGGACCUUCAGCUCAGAUGAAGAUGAGGAAGAUGAUGAUGAUGAUGAAGAUGAGGAGGAGGAGGAAGGUGAGGACUGCCACCUUACACUACGCGGUAGCUGUACAGUGUUUACAGUGCAUUAGGAAAGUAUUCAGACCCCUUGCCUUUUUCCAAAUUUUGUUACGUUACAGCCUUGUUCUAAAAUGGAUUAAAUUGUUAGUUUUUUAUCCUCAUCUACACACAAUACCCCACAAUGCCAAAGUGAAAACAGUUUCAUUUAAAUUUUUUGCAAAUGUAUUACUAAUAAAAAAACGGAUACCUUUUUUUAUUUGCUGUGAGGCUCGGGUGCAUCCUGUUUCCAUUGAUCAUCCUUGAGAUGUUUCUACAACUUGAUUGGAGUCCACCUGUGGUAAAUUCAACUGUUUGGACAUGAUUUGAAAGGCACACACCUGUCUAUAUAAGGUCCCACAGUUGACAGUGCAUGUCAGAGCAAAAACCAAGCCAUGAUGUUGAAGGAAUUGUCCGUAGAGCGCCGAGGCAGGAUUGUGUUGCGGCACAGAUCUGGGGAAGGGUACCAAAAAAUGUAUGCAGCAUUGAAGGUUCCCAAGAACACAGUGGCCUCCAUCAUUCUUAAAUGGAAGAAGUUUGGAACCACAAAGACUCUUCCUAGUGCUGGCCGCCCGGCCAAACUGAGCAAUUGGGGGCGAUGGUCACUCUGACAGAGCUCCUCUGUGGAGAUGGGUGAACCUUCCAGAAGGACAACCAUCUCUGCAGCUCUCCACCAAUCAGGCCGUUAUGGUAGAGUUUCCAGACGGAAGCCACUCCUCAGUAAAAGGCACAUGACAGCCGGCUUGGAGUUUGCCAAAAGGCACCUAAAGGACUCUCAGACCAUGAGAAACAAGAUUCUCUGGUCUGAUGAAACCAAGACUGAACUCUUUGGCCUGAAUGGCAAGCGUCACGUCUGGAGGAAACCAGGCACCGCUCAUCACCUGGCCAAUACCAUCCCUACGGUGAAGCAUGGUGGUGGCAGCAUGCUGUAGAGAUGUUUUUCAGCAGCAGGGACUGGGAGACUAGUCCGGAUCGAGGGAAAGAUGAACGGAGCAAAGUACAGAGAGAUCCUUGAUGAAAACCUGCUCCAGUGCCCUCAGGACCUCAGACUGGGGUGAAUGUUCACCUUCCAACAGGACAACGACCCUAAGCACACAGCCAAGACAACACAGGAGUGGCUUCGGGACAAGUCUCUGAAUGUCCUUGAGUGGCCCAGCCAGAGCCCGGACUUGAAACCGAUCAAACAUCUCUGGAGAGACCUGAAAAUAGCAGUGCAGCGACGCUCCCCAUCCAACCUGACAGAGCUUGAGAGGAUCUGCAGAGAAGAAUGGGAGAAACUCCCCAAAUCCAAGUGUGCCAAGCUUGUAGCGUCAUACCCAAGAAGACUCGAGGCUGUAAUCGCUGCCAAAGGUGCUUCAACAAAGUACUGAGUGAAGGGUCUGAAUACUUAUGUAAAUGUGAUAUUUCCGUUUUUAAAAAAAUUUGCCAAUUUUUUUUGCUUUGUCAUAAUGGGGUUUUGUGUGUAGAUUGGGGGGGGGGGGGGGGAGGACAAUUGAAUCCAUUUUAGAAUAAGGCUGUAAUGUAACAAUGUGGGAAAAGUCAAGGGAUCUGAAUACUUUCCGAAUUCACUGUAUAUAUUACAAUGUGUGGGCAGUGGUCUCUGAAUUUGAUUUAUAUUUGAUUGUAAUCUCAGUCUAAUGGUUUGUAAGUAAUGUGAUUAAUAGAUGACUUUUUGUGCAAUACGUUUUCCAUAUUCUGAAUGACUUAUGUUUACUGAUUUAAUGUCCUUUUCCCUCCCCCUCCUUUCUCUCUACUUCCUCUCCUCUUUUUGUAGAUGAACCAGAACCCUAAG
Coregonus sp. 'balchen' is the source of this 11190-nucleotide messenger RNA. NCBI's taxonomy places the organism in Eukaryota, Metazoa, Chordata, Actinopteri, Salmoniformes, Salmonidae. The record is from the annotation of a GenBank genome assembly.